This is a messenger RNA of Lachancea meyersii CBS 8951, 705 nucleotides long. NCBI's taxonomy places the organism in Eukaryota, Fungi, Ascomycota, Saccharomycetes, Saccharomycetales, Saccharomycetaceae. The record is from the annotation of a GenBank genome assembly.
AUGUCCAAGAUCACAGAACAUGACUCUGAAAAUAUGAAUCUCGAGGAUGAGCUUCGUAGAUGCACGCUUUUGGUGGAACGUUACCUGCAAGGGCUAUUAAGUGCGGCGUACUACGUUUAUUUCCACAAGAGAAAUGCCAGCAAGGAGCACGAAAAGAGCAAGAUGUUUGCCGAGAUCCGAGAUACAACGUAUGAGCUGGCAGUGCAGACUGAAAAAGUGGGACGCGAGUCAUGGGAGCAGCUGGGACCUGCCGGGGUGAAAGCUCUGCUGAGUCGUCAUUUUUUGCGCCAGCUAUGCUACUGUUCACACAGCGUUCUGGGAGAGCUGCACCAGAUUCUGACACACGAGCUGCGAGGCAAGGACGACUACGAGGAGCCUGCACCUUUAAAAACAGUACCGAAUCUGAUGCGCAACUGUGUUCUCGGUUUCGUCCAGAUAUACCAUUUUGUGCGGAAACUGCCGUUCCAGCAACAAUACUCGAUAUCUGCGCUGCAAACGCAGGUGCUCGACAAAGAGCUGAGAACCGACCUAUUACAGCCCUGGGCUCGCCAAGUUGAUUUUUUGCACACCACUAUUGGCUGGUGUCUACUGUCGGACGCGCAUUUCCAGGAUAAAUUGGACGAGUUCAAGCAACACCACGAAUGCCGGGGAAACGAGUCCGUUCUCGAUUCGUGGCUGCUCAACGAAAUGCGCAAGGAGUACUGA